AUGGCAUCCCGGACCGGCCUCGACGCGUCGCCCGACCGGGUGCCAACGGCGCACUCGACUGACGGCACGUUCGGUCCCAACAGCGCCGGCGACGACAACCUCGACGACGACGACGACGACGAUGACGUGUACAUGCCAGUGCAGUUCUCACCCAGGCCUGGCGCAAGGAAACGACUGAGCUCGCCGUCGUGGCGCGCGUCCCGCCGUAGCACGUCGCGGCACCAGCUCAGCCGCCUCGAGUCGAUGCUCCAUGAAGAGCACUCGAAAGCGCUCAUCCCGGCGCCGAUCCUGUACGCGACGAUCAUCGUCGCGCUCAUGGGCUCGUUCCAGUUUGGUUGGCUCAUGUCCCAGCUCAACUUUCGGCCCUUUGACGACAACUGCGCGCUGCGUCCGAUCCCGGAGAAUGACUGCAUCAUGUUUCGCGGCCACUCGGAGAACGAGUGGACAAUGGCGGUCUCGGCGUGGAUCCUCGGCGGCGCCAUUGGCGCCAUGGGCAGCGGGUACCCUGCCGACAAGUACGGCCGGCAGAAAACGCUGCUGCUCAAUGCGAUCGUCAUGAUCGCCGGCGGCCUCCUCCAAGCCAUUUCGAGUGAGAUCUACCUCUUCUCGAUCGGCCGGCUCGUCUCGGGGAUUGCGUCCGGCGCCGCCAUCAACGUCUGCAACGUGCUCAUCUCGGAAAUCUCGCCGUGCCACAUGCGCGGCAUGUUCUCAACCGGGCUUCAGGUCGGCGUCGCGUUCGGGUCCUUGGCGGUAACCACGGUCCACUACUUUGUCGGGUACGGCGACGGCUGGCGCGUCCUCGUCGGGUUUCCGAUCGUGCUCGGCUUUAUCCAAAUGCUCUUGUUCCCGCUCACAACGAAAAGCCCGGUCUGGCUCAUCGCGCAAGGCGACCACGACGGCGCGCUCGACGAGCUCAAGCGUUUGUACCGUCCGUGCAACACGGACGCGAUCGUGAACGCGUUGAUCGCGGCCCACGACGAAGAGGAGCACGAGGUCCUUGGCAUCAAUCCGUGGCGCGCGCUCUUCUCCAAGAAAUACCGCAAGCAGCUCAUCAUUGCGAUCGUGCUCUGCUCGGCGCAGCAGCUCUGCGGUAUCAACGCCAUCAUGUACUACUCGUCGUCCAUCUUUUAUCACGCCGGCGUCACCGACCCGCGCAUUGGCAACACGAUCGUCAACGUCGUGCGCACGGGCGGUAUCCUCGUCGCCGCGCGCAUCAUGGACAAGGUGCAGCGGCGCACGCUGCUGCUCAACUUCAUGUCGCUCAUGGUGCUGGCGUCCAUCGGCGUCGUCGUCUCGCUCACGCAAGGCUUCUCGACGCUCUCGAUUGUCUCGGCGACGGUCUUUGUCGGCGCCUUUUGCUUCUCGAUCGGCCCCAUGGCGUGGAUGGUCACGGGCGAAAUCUUUCCCGACUUUUUACACGCGAGCGCCGGCGCCCUCGGCACGAUGGCGACGUGGGUCGCCAACCUCCUCGUGGGCAUUCUGUACCCGACGCUGUCCGAGAAGGAAGCGCUCGGCGACUAUGCGUUUUUGAUUUUUGUCGCGACGCUCGUCGGCUACACGCUGUUUGUCUACUUUGUCGUGCCCGAGACGGGCCAAAAGACCUUUGACGAGAUCCAGGAGCUCUUCAACAUAUCGCCUGCGCCGCCAACGAUCGAUCUGGACGACGCCGACCCGUGGGGCGAGUACAUUUAA
Molecule: messenger RNA, 1692 nt
Organism: Saprolegnia parasitica CBS 223.65
Lineage: Eukaryota; Oomycota; Saprolegniomycetes; Saprolegniales; Saprolegniaceae
Exons: 1
Coding region: 1-1692 (563 amino acids)
Biological process (GO): monosaccharide transmembrane transport
Cellular component (GO): membrane
Molecular function (GO): hexose transmembrane transporter activity
Source: RefSeq, a predicted model, not a curated record